GGUGCGUGAGGGUCUUGGAGCCCUGCUGGAGGGGCAUCCCGGGUGUGUGCGUGUGUGAUCGUGCCCGUGUCCCCUGUGUGUCCGUGCCAUUGCACACGAGGCCUAGUUCCUCAUGCACCCAUGUGUAGCAAGCCGGGUCCGAGUCUGUAGCCUGUCUUACCCUACCUCUCUGCCUGUUUUGCCUCAGGGUCUUUGGGGCCAGCCAUUGGCUUGUGGGGCAGUAUGUGGCCAUCCUGAUUCAGGUCACCUUUGACCCUGAGCUUGCAUGCCAUCAAACGCUGGCGUGUAGGAAUGUGUUUCUGUGUUCCUGGUGGCAGGUGUGUGCCUUUGCAUGUGUGCUCCAGCACCGGUCCGAGUAUCUGUGUCAGUCCCAGCAUGGGUGUCCAGGGCGGGUCUGGAUGUGGGUGGUGUGCCGGUGCUGGUGGGGAGAAAGUGUGUGUUCCUUAGGAUCCUACACCUUUGGGGUAGGCAGGUGUGAGCCCCUGCCUGGUCCCAAGGUGGGGACAGAAAGGCUUUUUAAGAGGCAAGUCGUGGGGUAAAGAGGACAAGUGGGGAGAAAUGAGAGAGGCUUCAAGAGCAGAGAGAGGGGGAGAAAGAAGAGUUAGGCAAUGGGAAUGUGGGAGAGAGCUGAGCCACACUUAGAAGAGGGGAGAGAGGACAGGCUUAAGAUGGAGAAGUGGGGCAGCAAGGUGCAGUUGGCCUUUCUGUGAAGUGGUCUCUGAGAAGGUGGGAGAUGCAGCAGGGCCUGGAUUCCUGCAGGCCUGGGAGGGUCUGAGGAGACCCCUCAGGAAGGGGCUGGCGCUCAGUGAGGCCUGUCAGUGCAGCAGCCGAGGAGGGAGCCUUGUUUCGAGCCUCCCUCUCCAGCCCUGAUCUUCAUCUUUCCAUAGCAGCAUUUUCCCCUGGCUCCCCUCCACAGCUGCCAGCUGGGUGUGGACCAGAAAGGCAGGGGCUUGGGGGACUGGAAGGCAGGGAAGAUGCUGUGGGUGAUGGCAAGAUUAGAGACAUUGGAGAGGCAGGAGUCCGCUCCCUUGCUGUGUGUUUGUGUGAGUGCAAUUGUGUGUGUAUACAGGGUGUGUGCAUGUGUGGGUGUGUGCACAAUGCCUGUGUUACGGGUCUGUGUAGGUGGCUGUUAUGUGUGUGCAUGCGUGUAUACAUCUUGCAGGGAUGGGGCGCAGAGUGCCAGCGUCGCGGUGCAUGCUUCUCAGGUGUGUUCUGUGUGUGCACAGUGCUGUGCUGGGUUCUCUGCACAUGUCACUGCAAGGAGCACUAAUAACAGGAUGUCCUGUGUUCCUGUCACUCUGCCCCUUCUCUGCUUCUGCCAGUUUCCCUGCUGCAGUGAUAGACUGUAAGCGUGUGUGUGUGUGUGUCCUCCAUGUACCUGUGACUUGUUUCUGAGUUCCGAGAUUUCAGUUCCUGGUAAUAUGUGUAUUACUUCUAAGAACCAAGCAAUCUAAUUAGCAUUCCCCUGCCUGUGUUAAUAGUUUACUUCUAAAACAUAAUUUAGUGAACUUAAGCAUAUGCUUUUAUGCCUCCAUUAGAAGAGUUUGUGUGAAAAUAAUGGCUGAUCUAGGUUCCCUGCUUAAGAAAUGCAGAGAUGAACUAGGAAGAAGAUAGCCUGCACCUUGCUUACUGUGUCACAGAUAAUUAGCUGUUUUGCUGUUGUGUGUGGGGGGGUGGUUUUUCUGGUAGCCAUUAUGGAUGCUAGUUUGGAAUCAGGGAAAAGCUGGUGUGUGUGUGUGUGUGUUGGGGGUCGCUGCCCCAAGACAGUGCAUGUGGUUGGGACUUUCAGUGUGGAUGAUGGGGAGAUAGAGACUCUCUUAUUUGGUUGAGACCAUUGUGCCACCUUCUGCGAGCAGCAGGGCCUGGAACUGUGGUGUAGUCAAGAGUGUGUCUCAGGGGUUACACUGGCCUUCUGCCUGGGGAUAGGAGUUAUCUUGGGGUUACAUGUCCAUUUCUGUAGUAUGCUGCCCAUAUAUUCCCCAAGGGACUUGGGCCACAUGGACCACACUAGCAGCUUUCAUGUGUGUGUCUGGGUUCAAGUAUGUAUUCCCCUGUUGCAGUGUUCACGUAUAUCUUAAGUGUGUGGGGUGUGUGGGCCUCAGGGUCGCAGAAUCUGGGUCCUCGUGUCCCCAUGCUUCUGUGUGUAUAUCUCAUGAGCACAUAGAUCCCUAUUUAAUUUUGGCAUUGCGGCUCUGAUACACACAUACCCCCCACAGUUCAGUGCAUGUUUCUGUGCCCUACACAUGUUCCUAAGGGACUCAGAGGACUGUGUGUCAAGGGAGCAGACUUGUGUGUGUCAUCUUGGGUUUGCAGGCAAUGGGCAGCUGGGGGCUGGUGCUAGGGUAGUUUUCAAUUCGGGAAGCAGUGCAACUAUAGUGUGGCCCAUUCUAGUUCCAUUCUGGGACUUAGAGGGUUAACAGACAGCUCUUCCGGUCUACCCCCCCCUCAGCCUGUAGCUUCUUGUUGCCUUGGAGAUGGUAGCCCCGCCCCUGAUGCAGCACCUGCCCCCCCAUUGGCUGCAGUGGUGAUUGUGGGGCUGAAGGGGGAGCCCAGGCCUGGGCGGCCAUUCUGGAGCUGGAGCCGGAGCUUGGCACCCCCACUUUCAUUCUCCUCCAGCCCCUCAGCUCCUUGAAAUCCCCUGGCAGCGGAGCUUCAGCCUCCUUCUUGGAGCUGCUGUCCCUCUAGACCCUUGGCAGGCUGAGCUUCAUCCGCAUUCACCUCCCUUCCUCCUCCUCCUCAGCCAACCUUUACUUGGGAGUCCCCAGAACCCCUACUGCCCCUCCUCCCCACCGGCGGCAAUCUUCUCUUGUCCUUUCCUUGCCACCGCAGUGCACGUGGGAGCUUCGGCUCCUCCUCCCCCACCCCGUAUCGGCCCCUUGGAUUUCCUGUCCCCUGCCACCCCUCACAGGUCCCUUCUGAGACCGUCCCCUCCAGUCCAGGGAGGGUCAUGGGAGGCAGCCCUGGCCCUCCAGACAGACAGGGUUUCUGGGAGGUGUGUAGCCAGUGGAGGACGUCCCAGGCUGGGAGAAGCAGAAAGCCUCUCUGUGGGCAAUGACCUUUAACCCGUCGUUCCCCAGCAAGCCCAUCAUUUUGUGGUGGUUAGGGGGGGGGGUACCAGAGACUUUGCUCUUCUGAAUCUUUGGUACUGGUUCUUCAUUACUGGGGUCUUAUUGACCCUCCUGGCCAUGCCCCUCUGCUGACUGCAAACCCCAGUCAUGGGCUUAAGGCCUCCCACCCCGUCCCCCUCCGGGGGCUCCGGCUCGGGUUCUUUGCCCCCUCCUCCCCGUGGUCAGCCUCUUCACCGCCGCUGUUCUUCCUGCUGCUUUCCAGGGGAAUACCACUUGGGUCGCUCGCGGAGGAAGAGUGUCCCAGGGGGGAAGCAGUACAGCAUGGAGGCCGCCCCCGCCGCGCCCUUCCGGCCCUCGCAAGGCUUCCUGAGCCGGAGGCUAAAAAGCUCCAUCAAACGUACCAAGUCACAACCCAAACUUGACCGGACCAGCAGCUUUCGCCAGAUCCUGCCACGCUUCCGAAGUGCUGACCAUGACCGGGCCCGGCUGAUGCAGAGCUUUAAGGAGUCCCACUCCCAUGAGUCCUUGCUGAGUCCGAGCAGUGCUGCUGAGGCCUUGGAGCUCAACUUGGAUGAAGAUUCCAUUAUCAAGCCAGUGCACAGCUCCAUCUUGGGCCAGGAGUUCUGUUUUGAGGUAACAACGUCAUCUGGAACAAAAUGUUUUGCCUGUCGGUCUGCAGCUGAAAGGGACAAAUGGAUUGAGAAUCUACAGCGGGCAGUAAAACCCAACAAGGACAACAGCCGCCGGGUGGACAACGUGCUCAAGUUGUGGAUCAUAGAGGCCCGGGAGCUGCCCCCCAAGAAGCGAUACUACUGUGAGCUCUGCCUGGAUGACAUGCUGUAUGCACGGACCACCUCCAAGCCCCGCUCAGCUUCGGGGGACACUGUCUUCUGGGGCGAACACUUCGAGUUUAACAACCUGCCGGCUGUCCGGGCCCUGCGGCUGCAUCUGUACCGUGACUCAGACAAAAAGCGCAAGAAGGACAAGGCGGGCUAUGUUGGCCUGGUGACUGUACCGGUGGCCACCCUGGCUGGGCGCCACUUCACAGAGCAGUGGUACCCUGUGACCCUGCCAACAGGCAGUGGGGGCUCUGGGGGCAUGGGUUCAGGAGGGGGAGGAGGCUCGGGGGGUGGCUCAGGGGGCAAGGGCAAAGGAGGUUGCCCGGCUGUGCGGCUGAAAGCGCGUUACCAGACAAUGAGCAUUUUACCCAUGGAGCUGUAUAAAGAGUUUGCAGAGUACGUCACCAACCAUUACCGGAUGCUGUGUGCGGUACUAGAGCCCGCCCUGAACGUAAAGGGCAAAGAAGAGGUUGCCAGUGCACUGGUUCACAUCCUACAGAGUACUGGCAAGGCCAAGGAUUUUCUUUCAGACAUGGCCAUGUCAGAAGUAGAUCGGUUCAUGGAGCGGGAGCACCUAAUAUUCCGCGAGAACACACUCGCUACUAAAGCCAUAGAAGAGUACAUGAGGCUGAUUGGUCAGAAGUACCUCAAGGACGCCAUUGGGGAAUUCAUCCGUGCUCUGUAUGAAUCUGAGGAGAAUUGCGAGGUGGACCCCAUCAAGUGCACGGCGUCCAGUCUGGCAGAGCACCAGGCCAACCUGCGGAUGUGCUGUGAGUUGGCCCUGUGCAAGGUGGUCAACUCCCAUUGCGUGUUCCCGAGGGAGCUGAAGGAGGUGUUUGCGUCUUGGCGGCUGCGCUGCGCAGAGCGGGGCCGGGAGGACAUCGCCGACAGGCUGAUCAGCGCCUCACUCUUCCUGCGCUUCCUCUGCCCAGCCAUCAUGUCACCCAGUCUGUUCGGGCUCAUGCAGGAGUACCCGGAUGAGCAGACCUCUCGAACCCUCACCCUCAUCGCCAAGGUCAUCCAGAAUCUGGCCAACUUUUCCAAGUUUACCUCAAAGGAGGACUUUCUGGGCUUCAUGAACGAGUUUCUGGAGCUGGAGUGGGGUUCCAUGCAGCAGUUCCUGUAUGAGAUCUCCAACCUGGACACACUGACCAACAGCAGCAGCUUUGAGGGCUACAUUGACCUGGGCCGCGAGCUCUCCACACUCCACGCCCUGCUCUGGGAGGUGCUGCCGCAGCUCAGCAAGGAAGCCCUCUUGAAGCUGGGCCCACUACCCCGGCUCCUCAAUGACAUCAGCACAGCCCUGAGAAAUCCCAACAUCCAAAGGCAGCCGAGCCGCCAGAGUGAGCGGCCCCGGCCUCAGCCUGUGGUGCUGCGGGGACCAUCGGCCGAGAUGCAGGGCUACAUGAUGCGAGACCUCAACAGCUCCAUCGACCUUCAGUCCUUCAUGGCUCGAGGCCUCAACAGCUCUAUGGACAUGGCUCGCCUCCCCUCCCCAACCAAGGAGAAGCCACCCCCACCCCCACCCGGCGGGGGUAAAGACCUGUUCUACGUGAGCCGGCCCCCGCUGGCCCGGUCCUCUCCAGCAUACUGCACGAGCAGCUCAGACAUCACGGAGCCAGAGCAGAAGAUGCUGAGCGUCAACAAGAGCGUGUCCAUGCUGGACCUGCAGGGCGAUGGGCCUGGUGGCCGCCUCAACAGUAGUAGUGUUUCCAACCUGGCAGCUGUUGGGGACCUGUUGCACUCAAGCCAGGCCUCACUGACAGCGGCCUUGGGGCUGCGGCCUGCACCUGCUGGGCGCCUCUCCCAAGGGAGUGGAUCGUCCAUCACGGCAGCUGGCAUGCGCCUCAGCCAGAUGGGUGUCACCACGGAUGGUGUGCCUGCCCAGCAACUGCGCAUCCCGCUCUCCUUCCAAAACCCUCUCUUCCACAUGGCUGCAGAUGGACCAGGACCCCCAGGGGGCCAUGGAGGGGGCAGUGGCCAUGGCCCAUCUUCUUCCCAUCACCACCACCACCACCAUCACCACCACCGAGGUGGAGAGCCCCCAGGAGACACUUUUGCCCCAUUCCAUGGCUAUAGCAAGAGUGAAGACCUCUCCUCAGGGGUCCCCAAACCCCCUGCUGCCUCCAUCCUUCACAGCCACAGCUAUAGUGAUGAGUUUGGACCCUCUGGCACUGACUUCACCCGUCGGCAGCUCUCACUCCAGGACAACCUGCAGCACAUGCUGUCCCCUCCCCAGAUUACCAUUGGUCCCCAGAGGCCAGCUCCCUCAGGGCCCGGGGGUGGGAGCGGUGGGGGCAGUGGUGGGAGUGGCGGGGGCCAGCCGCCUCCCUUGCAGAGGGGCAAGUCUCAGCAGCUGACAGUGAGCGCUGCCCAGAAACCCCGACCGUCCAGCGGGAACCUACUGCAGUCUCCAGAGCCGAGUUACGGCCCCGCACGUCCACGGCAACAGAGCCUCAGCAAAGAGGGCAGCAUUGGGGGCAGCGGGGGCAGCGGUGGCGGAGGGGGUGGGGGGCUCAAGCCCUCCAUCACCAAACAGCACUCUCAGACGCCAUCCACGUUGAACCCCACGAUGCCAGCCUCAGAACGGACCGUGGCCUGGGUGUCCAACAUGCCUCACCUGUCAGCUGACAUCGAGAGUGCCCACAUCGAGCGGGAAGAGUACAAGCUCAAGGAAUACUCAAAAUCGAUGGACGAGAGCCGGCUAGACAGGGUGAAGGAGUACGAGGAAGAGAUACAUUCGCUGAAGGAGCGGCUACACAUGUCCAACCGGAAGUUGGAGGAGUAUGAGCGGAGGCUGCUGUCCCAGGAGGAGCAGACCAGCAAAAUUCUGAUGCAGUACCAAGCCCGCCUGGAGCAGAGCGAGAAGAGGCUGCGGCAGCAGCAGGUGGAAAAGGAUUCGCAGAUCAAGAGCAUCAUUGGCAGGCUGAUGCUGGUGGAGGAGGAGCUGCGCCGGGACCACCCCGCCAUGGCUGAGCCGCUGCCUGAACCCAAGAAGAGGCUGCUCGACGCUCAGGUGGAGAGGCAGCUUCCCCCCUUGGGUCCAACAAACCCGCGUGUGACGCUGGCCCCACCUUGGAACGGCCUGGCCCCCCCAGCCCCACCCCCCCCACCCCGGCUGCAGAUCACGGAGAACGGCGAGUUCCGAAACACCGCAGACCACUAGCCACCCAGCAUCACAGACCUCCUGUCCCAUGCACCCUAUCCCGGAACAUCAACCACCAGGACUGGAAGUCACCGUCACCGAGGGACAGCGGGAUUGCCUCCCUGAAUGCCUCCUUGGGGCACCCAUCUGCCACCCCCACUGCACCAUUUCCAGGAGGGAGAACAGGGACCUUUAGCUGCCCUCUUUUCCUUCCUGUUGGGGUGCUGCCCCCUGACCCCCAGGAACACCACCUAACCCACACAGACCCCUUCACUCUGGGGUGCUAUCCCCAUCCUCUGCCUCAUAGUUCCCCUGAGCACUGGGGGACAUACCCUCACCCCCACCCUGGGGGUGUGGCGCCUCCAAACUUUCAACUUCAGGGUGAUUUUUUAGCAGUAACCAGAGCUGACAAUCUAACUCCCCUCCACCGCCCCAUUUUGGCUUCCCCUGCCCCCCUUGUUAUGGGGAGGGGACCCCGAGUGAGGGGGCCCUAUUACCCCUUGAUUUCUCAGGAGCGUCUGGGGGGGCUCAGCACGCACAAACUCCUUCUCCUCCCACCACUCUUAAAUUUAUUCCCUCCCCACCCAGAACCCAGAUGGGGUGGAGGGGGCCACCGGGGCAGGGAGGGGGCGGCAAGGGGGGAAUGGGAGUUGCCUCCCCUUCUUCCCACACCUGAUCUGCUCUCGGCUGGUCCCAGAGCGGGGUGAGGGGGCUUGUGCCCCCCCCUGCCCCAGUGUGUUGGGUGGGGUGGAACUGAGGUUGGGUGAGGGGUUAGGGUUUAGGAGGGCAUGUGUGCUGGCUUGCUGAGGGCAGACCAGCUGAUCUGCCCGACCCUGACACAGCCCUCCUGCCCCUCCCUCUCUAGGUCUCUACUCCCAGGGGGAGGGGGGAAACUUACUCUAGGAAAAGCCAUGUCUCUCUCCCCCAGGGUGGGGGGACCUGUGUUGGAGGAGGGGUGUUGCGGGGGGCCCCCCCGCUUCCAUGACUCUGUUCCCUGGAGGUAGGACAGGGCUGGGCUUCCCUUUCAUCCUCCCCCACCCAGUCUCCCUCCCUCCCGCCAGCUCCACAAUUUUUCGGUGUUUCUCUGUAUAUAGCUCUCUGGCGGGAUGGGGGAGGUAGGAUGGAUGGGGUUUAGGAUGGGUAGGCCAUGGGAGGGCAGGAGCCCCCCCUUGGCAGCCCCUCUUCCCUGACUGCUGUCCCCUAACAGCCUUGCCCCUCCUCAUCCAUUCUUGCGUUUGGUAUUGAGAAUCUUCCCAAACUCCACCUUUUUUUCUUUUGUACGGACAGCCUUCCUUCAGUUCCAUUCCCCUACUCACAUUCACCCAGCCGGGGCCAAAUUUAUACUUAUAUAAAAGUUGUAAAUAUGUGAAAUUUUAUCCCCGUGCCCUUUCCUCUGCUUUCCCCACUUCAGGCCCUAUCCUUGGACUCCCCCCUUCUUUGGCUGUUGUAAUUAUCUGGGGUUUGUACUGUACAUAUCUGGGGUGUAUGUGUGGGGGCUGGGGGGCGACCCCUCUGUACAGAGCUUCCUGGCCCCCUCCCCUUCCCCCCCACCACCUUGAGUAGGGAGAUGCUCUUCCUACCAGUUUUAUUUUGUUUUCUCGUUCUCCCUCCGUCCCACCCCCCCAGCCUUUCGGACCCCGACCACUACCCCUUUUUCUCCCAGCCCCAUUUCCUUUUUUUCUGGAGUGUGUGGUGAAACAGAAAUCAUGUUUAAUAAACGGAGAUUGUUCUUUUA
Messenger RNA from Jaculus jaculus (lesser Egyptian jerboa), 8787 nucleotides. RefSeq names its product synaptic Ras GTPase activating protein 1 (gene Syngap1). The transcript has 17 exons. The record is from RefSeq and is a predicted model, not a curated record. Gene Ontology annotation, biological process: regulation of GTPase activity; negative regulation of Ras protein signal transduction. Lineage: Eukaryota; Metazoa; Chordata; Mammalia; Rodentia; Dipodidae. Bases 3216 to 7073 code for a protein of 1285 amino acids.